Paramisgurnus dabryanus is the source of this 4067-nucleotide messenger RNA. It is a transcript of the gene mitfb, whose product is annotated as melanocyte inducing transcription factor b. The record is from RefSeq and is a predicted model, not a curated record. Gene Ontology annotation, cellular component: nucleus. Gene Ontology annotation, molecular function: protein dimerization activity; RNA polymerase II cis-regulatory region sequence-specific DNA binding; DNA-binding transcription factor activity, RNA polymerase II-specific. NCBI's taxonomy places the organism in Eukaryota, Metazoa, Chordata, Actinopteri, Cypriniformes, Cobitidae. Gene Ontology annotation, biological process: regulation of transcription by RNA polymerase II; melanocyte differentiation.
CUUCGUGCGGCUUGAAAGUACGGCUCUAACUGACGUCUUAUCUUUAUCACCUGGGAGCUGACGAAAGUUGACAACUUUGAGGAUGCAGCCAGAAUCGGGAAUCGUGGCCGACUUUGAAGUCGGCGAGGAGUUUCAUGACGAGCCCAAAAUCUAUUACGAGCUGAAGAGUCAACCGCUGAAAAACAGUAAUCCAUCAGAGCAUCAGCAUGGCUCCUCAAAGCCUCCGCUGGGUUCAUCGGCCGUGACCUCUCGUAUUUUGCUCCGCCAGCAGCUGAUGCGUGAACAGCUUCAAGAGCAGGAGCGUCGUGAGCAGCAGAGACGUCAGAGCUCAGCGUACGGCCAGUCGACUCCCGCCAUCAACGUCAGCGCACCUGCCGCUCUGCCUGCUACCCAGGUGCCCAUGGAAGUCUUGAAGGUUCAAACCCAUCUUGAAAAUCCGACUAAGUAUCACAUCCAGCAGGCUCAGAGACAGCAGGUGAAAGCGUAUCUGUCCACCACCCUGGGAGGCAAGCUUGGAUCUCAGGCAGUGAGUUUGCCGUGUCCCAGUCAGGCCACAGAUCACGGGGGAAUGCCUCCCGGACCGGGCAACAGCGCCCCCAACAGUCCCAUGGCCUUACUGACACUAAACUCCAACUGUGAGAAAGAGAUGGAUGAUGUCAUCGAUGACAUUAUUAGUUUGGAAUCAAGCUACAGUGAUGAUAUUAUGGGACUCUCCUUGGACCCUGCACUUCAGAUGGCCAACACGAUUUCUGUUUCAUCAAACCUCCUUGACAUGUAUCCAGGUAUCCCACCUCCAGGAAUCUCUAUUAGUAACUCCUGUCCUGCUAACCUGCACGACAUUAAAAGGGAAUUCUCUGUUACUCAAUCUCCCGCCAUGAUGCACAUGAUGGAGAAGCCCGUCUCCUGUGGUACGUUUGAGAGCUAUCAGAGGCCUGAAGGGUUUCCUGUGGAGGCAGAAGUUCGGGCUUUUGUAAAGGAAAGGCAAAAAAAAGACAACCAUAAUCUGAUUGAGAGAAGACGGAGAUUCAACAUCAACGAUCGAAUCAAAGAACUAGGGACUCUGAUUCCUAAAUCAAAUGACCCAGACAUGCGCUGGAAUAAGGGCACGAUUCUUAAAGCCUCUGUGGACUACAUCAGAAAACUUCAGAGAGAACAACAACGAGCCAAAGAACUGGAGAACCGACAGAAGAAGCUGGAACAUGCCAACCGUCACCUGAUGCUCAAGAUACAGGAGCUGGAGAUGCAGGCUCGUGCACAUGGAUUGGCUGUAGGAUCGUCUACUCUCUGUCCAUCAGAUCUAAAAGCCAGGUCUGUAAAACAGGAGCCGGCCCUGGGUGACUGCACAAGGGAUAUGUACCCUCGCUCGCACCCCUCUUCUUGUCCAGACAUGGGCCGAACCAGCACCCUAGACCUUAAUGACGGUACUAUCAGCUUUAACGACAACCACGGUUCAGGUGACGCAGGGCCUUACGACCUUCUCGCUAAAACGCACGCAUCUAAACUCAAUGACAUACUCAUGGAUGACACUUCAUCACCCGUCUCACCUGGUGGCUCGACUGAUGGCAGCCGUAAGAGCAGCAUGGAGGAAAACCAACACGUUUGUUAGCACAACCAAAAACCAUUGUUCAGCACUUCAGGUUAAUGAGACAAAGAGAAAACAAACUUUCUUAUGUGUCGGAUGAAAAGUAAUUAUUUUCUGUUUACACUCGUAUGUUAUCAUUGUGCUAACCUUCAGUUUUUAUUUUCUUUAUAGUAAUUCAACCGAUCUUAAUAUCAUAGUAAUAAUCAAGGUCAGUGUGAUAACAAGAUUGAUGAACUUUUGCAUACAUGUAGGUUCAUCUAGAAUAGGAUUUAGCCAAAUUCUUAUAAUAUAAAAGUGCACUUGAAUGUUGAUUUCUUCUGGUUGUACAGUAGCAUAUUAGUGCACAGAUUUCUCAUAUAUAUAAUAUAUAUACAUGUAAAGGAAUUGAAGCAUUAAACUUAUGUAGUAGUUAUAGUAGUUAUGUGCUCAUCUCAAACCAGCUGCCCCAGUACUAAACACAUACAUCAAGGCUUUCAAAGUAAUCCUCAGUUAUUUUCCUCAGCCUCGUGUUGUUUCAAACCCAUCUGAGUAAAAUUUAAAGAAAAACACAAUGACUACUACAGUACAGUUCAUGGUGACGAUGCAAUAUUCAUGAAGCUCAAAAUAGAUACAAAUAACAGAAGUACUGUCAUACUUCUGUUUCACAAAUGAGUCCAUAUGAGUAUUGAGUCUUAUGGCUGUUAUGUUUGUUUUGACCUUUUAUUGCAUGUCACUAUGAGCUUAUGUUGUAUGGAUAACUGUGCGUUCAUUCCAGAUGCGAAUGAAGCGAAAUAAUCGUGUUAUUCGCAUGUAGUUGGACGCUUGAACAUUUUGAGCUAACUCACUUCAUUCACGCGUGAAAUUCAGAUGCGAAUACACUCAAUUUGCUAUAUAUAUAUAUAUAUAAAUAUAUAUAUAUAUAUAGCUCAAAUUGAGUAAAGAGCGUUUUUUACAAUUUACCAGAUUGUCCGACCUCCUCACUCACUUUCUUCCAAGCAAGAUCAUUUUCAUCUUGUUUUUAUAAAGUACAAAGAUCCAGGUGUCCACAUAAAGCGACAACGAUUUUGUCCUCAAUUGUUGUUUCAUAUUUCUGCCUCCGCUCGCAACGUUGUAAUCACGUCACUACUGCGAAUUACGAUUCAUGCGAAUUAUGUGUUACGCAAGUAAAAUGCCUGAAAUGCUAAAUUAGUGGCGCAAUCAUUCGCAUGAUUUCUAUUGCAUCUUUGCAUUGACCGGCUUUAGCUAGCUUGUAGUCUUAAUAUGUAAAUAUAGAUAGCUCAAAUUGAGUAAAGAGCAUUUUUUACAACUUACCAGAUUGUCCGACCUCCUCACUCACUUCCUUUCAAGCAAAAUCCUUUUUAUUACGUUUUUUUAUAAAAGUACGAAGAUGUACAGCUCCGGGUGUCCACAUACCGUGACCGUGAUUUGAUCCCCCAUUGUUGUUUCGUAUUUCCACCUACACCACCUACCGUGAUCACGUCACUACUAGAGCAAGCUCCUGAUUGGUUGAGGUGGGGGCGAAUCUCCGCCAAAAUGUAGAUUUUUUUUUACUUGCGUGAUUUAUGCGAAAUAUGCUGCAUUUACACCAACCGCGUUUCAGGCGUCAAAAUCGCGUCUACCGCGCCUAGUUUGCCGCUUGAACAGUUUGAACGCAUUCACAAGCAUUUGACGUGGGUCAGAAGCAAAAUCCACUUCUUGUGGGAGGGGCAAGUGCUAUGCAGUUGUCUGUUUGCAGAAUGGCUGAUGUUGAUAGUGCAUUUAUCAAGAGAGUUACCGGUUUGUAUUUGGUCACCUUACUGUAGGGGAAAAAUAAACGGCGUGGGUCGAUAAACGUCACGUGACUCAAAAGACAAAUGUGUAUUUACAACUUACCAGGUUGCCCAAUGUCCUCACUGACACUCUUCCAAGCGAGGUCCUUUUUAUUCCUGUCUCUAUAUAAUUAAGAACUUGUGUCGUAUAACUCUGGGUGUCUGCUCAUAGGCAAUAUCAAGCCUUCAUGCUGAAUGAGUGACUCUGGGUGGGGCUGCCUCCACAGCAGCAAGCAGGCUCCUGAUUGGUUAACUUGGCGCGAACAUCCGCCAAAGUUCAGAUUUUUAAACUGUGGCGUCAGCUGCAAAUUCGCGUCAAACGCAAAAUACACAAAAAGCACCAUAGACACGCGAAUGAGGCGGAAACGCGUCUACCGCACCGCGCUAAACGCCUCAUCCGCGCUGCGGGACCUCCAGACGCGCGUCAACGCAUCUUCACAUUGACUUAACAUUGAAAUCACUCCCGCUUGCUGCCUCUACGGCGUCUGGUGUAAAUGCAGCAUCACGCGUUAUGCACAUCAGACAUCCGAUACGCUCAAUUUGUGCCGUGUAAUUUGCGCCACUUCAUUCGCAUGAAUCGUGUCUAUAGCUUUUUUGCAUUCACUUAACAUGUAAAUCACUCGCGCUUAAAGGACAAGUUCGGUAUUUUAGACUUAAAGCCCUGUUUUCAGAUUGUUUAUGGUCAAAUAGAAUGGUUU